Messenger RNA from Adelges cooleyi (spruce gall adelgid), 1428 nucleotides. RefSeq lists its product as uncharacterized. The record is from RefSeq and is a predicted model, not a curated record. The coding region runs from base 148 to 1428 and encodes 426 amino acids. The transcript has 2 exons. NCBI's taxonomy places the organism in Eukaryota, Metazoa, Arthropoda, Insecta, Hemiptera, Adelgidae.
AUAGUAUUUUGCACACUUAUUAAUACUUAUGUUUAAUUUUGUGAAUUGCGAUAAAUACGACUUAAAUUUAAUCAAUUUUUUUUUUACAAGUAUUUAUAGAUAUAAUCCAGUUUAUUUUCGUUUUAUUUUUGGUUUUUAUUUGACGUCAUGGAACACGAUCAAUGGAAGGUGCCUUUGAAUCCCAUAAAACCGCCUUCUAUACCUAGACAUACUGAAUUAUUACUUUUCAACGAUAUUAUGGAGGAUUUAUCGAUGGAGCUACGGCUUAUUAUUAUGGAGUUUUUACAGGUUUAUCCAUUUCGUAAAUUUGAAUUUGAAUUUUCCAAUUUUCUCAAACAUUUAAAAGCUGUAAUAGAAGAAAGUAAGCGCAAUGAGACGAAGUCCACUCGCUCUACGAAUAUACAACACAUUGCUCCUCUUUAUACAACCCCUCGUAUAAAUAACAUCACUACAUCGUUAAACAAAUUAAAAAAGGAGAAUUCUUCAAUAUUGUUAAAGCCAUGUACUACAAUUAAUGAAGUUGAAGAACAAACUAGCAAUGAGUUAAAAAGUAAAAAUAAUAAUUUAAGUAAGCCCAAGCAGCAUGAGCUAGACAUUUUUCAAAAUGAUGUUUCUAAUACGUACUCUGAUAUAUCGAUAAUUGAAAAUGCAAUCACUUUACAUUCACAACAUAAUACAGAAAAACAAAAUGAAAAUAAUAGCUUAGCAUCUCUUUCGAAAGGUGUUGGAUGUAAUGUAGCUGUAGAACUAUCAAACAAAGCAUCCUUCUUUUGUAAAGAAAAUUAUUCAAGUCAAAAAAUAAUUUUUUCUCAAAAUCAGUCGAAUAAUUUAACUGGAACUAUAGAAAAGUACUUAUCUAAGUGGUCUCUGAAUGUGAAACAAGAAAAAACAACAAUGAAAACUGUGCUGGAAGUGACUGGUGAGCUUUUGGCUGAUGAUAAAUUAACUUCAAUUGAAAAAGAGCACAAUGCUGGUAUUGUUGAAUGUCGUAAAGAUAGAGACCUAAUCAAAACCAGCAAAGGGAUUUACCGUCUAGUAGGAAAUAUUUUUAAAAGUUGUCCAAAAUAUAUGAAUAGCAUAUAUUUAAAAAAUAAUGGAUUCCCAAAAUAUUGGAAAUGCCUUUUAAGACAGUACAAUACAAAUGGGUUAAAAAAUAAUUUAAACAUGUUUGUGGAAUCUCCUGCUACACUCAAUAAAUCAUUUAAUCCAGCUAAUAAAAUUGAUAUUAGUUUGACCAGAAGAGGUACAACGUAUAGUAUACCUUAUCUUCUACCAUUGAAAAAUAAUCAAAAAAGAAAACAUCCGGAAUAUGGCUCAAUAGCCGAAUGCAGUAAAAAUAAACUAAAUACAUAUCGUAUGCCAUUAUUGGCAUCAACUCCUAAGAAGCCUAAAUUACAAUUACCAGUUACCAAUCCAAAUCAAAAUUAA